CCCAUCGCGCUUGCGCGUUUAGCUGUUUAGGCGAAAAUGGCGGCACUGCUAUUGCAGGAGCUGGAUUCGUCCGAGCUAUCUAAACUACCGACAACUCUUCAAAGCAAACUUGAGAAACUUUUAUUAGACCGGCAGUAUGAAAUUGAUUCUUUAAAAGCACUGCAUGAACAGUUUCGGGUUGACAGCGAGCAACAGUUUUUCGAAAAAGUUGAUCAACUUCAGCGGUGUCAGGCUGAGCUUUUGUCUCAAGCUCAAGAACAUCUUAAAGUCAAAGAGGAUUUCACGAAGCUUGAUGAAGAACUGAAAAGUGUUUGUGAGAAGAACAAGGAAAAUGAGUCUGCGCAGGAGAAGUUGUCAGCAGAGCAGACUUUGCUUUCGAAAGCCAAAGAGGAAUUGGAAGGAGAAAAGCGGGAACUUGUGAGGACACUGGAGAAGAGGUCUCUGGAAGUUGAGAAUUUAAAUGAUGACUUGAGGCAGCUGAAUGAUAAGUUAACGGAAGUCAACACUAGUAAGUUGACUCUGCAGAUGAAGCUGGAUGAGCUUGAAGCUGCAGAAGUAAACAUUAAAUACAAGGAGAAGCGAAUGGAACAAGAGAAGGAGCUGCUGCAUGGCCAGGUGUCUUGGCUUAAAGACGAACUGAAGGCAAAGACGGAGGGACUGCUCGCCCUGUCCAGGGAAAAGGGGAAUGAAAUCUUGGAGCUGAAAUGCAAACUGGAGAACAAGGAAGAUGAGUUAACCAAACUACAGGAUCAAGUGACCAGUUUGAAAACCUCAAAUGAACACCUUCAAAAGCAAAGUGAAGAGAUGAUCAACAAACUAAAAGAAGCAAAGGAGCAGCAGGCCAUCACAGAGGAGAAGUUUCGAAACGAGCUGAAUGCCAACAUUAAACUUUCCAACUUAUACAAGGGUGCAGCAGCAGAUUCUGAAGCAAAAAGUGAAGAACUGAGUCGGGCGGUGGAGGAACUACACAAACUGUUGAAAGAUGCUGGAGAAGCCAACAAAGUUCUUGAGGAAAAGCUGCAGGAGAUGAACGGCGCAGCGGACAAAACUGUUAACGAGUUAAAGGAGAAGAUCCAGAGCCUUGAGAAAGAGCUGGACAACGCCAAUGACCUGUUGUCAACUUCUAAACUCAGAGGACCUGCUGGUGCGAGCGUGGUGGCAGAGGACCAAAUAACAACAAUGUCUCCAACAGCGGCUGCUGUGUCCAAAAUAAAACCCGGCAUGAAGCUGACUGAAUUGUACACGGCGUAUCUGGAGAGCCAGGAGCAGCUGCAGCUGGAGCGGCUGGAGAACAAGCGCGUCAACAAAUAUCUGGAUGACAUUGUGCAGGAAGUCGAAGCCAAGGCCCCCAUCCUGAAACGGCAGAGGGACGAACACGAGCGCAUGCAGAAGUCGGUGGCCAGUCUGUCAGCCAAGCUGGAGCAAGCCAUUAAGGAAGUUCACCGUCUGCAGAACGAGGCUGACGAAGCCAAUAAGCAAUCCACUCUCCUGGAAAGAGACAACCAGAGAUAUGAACUCCAGGUGGCUGACAUGGCUCAACAGGUUCGAGUGCUGCUCAUUGAGCUGGAAGAGGCCCGUGGAAACCACGUGCUUCAGGAGGAGGAAGUGAGCUCAGCCGACAUCAGCAGCACAUCAGAGGUCAUCAGCCAACACCUGGUGACCUUCCGCAGCGUGGAGGAGCUCCAGAAGCAAAACCAGCGACUCCUCGUGGCCCUCAGGGAUCUGAGUGACGCACAGGAGAAAGAAGAGCAGGAGAGCACUGGCAAUAAGCGUGUGGAGCUGGAGCAGAGUUUGGAGAAAGCCCAGGCAGAGUUGGAGUCGCUGAAGGAACAGCGCAGCCAGCAGAUUAAGAUGACGGAGUCCAUCGUGAGGCAGAGGGACAUGUACCGUGUGCUGCUGGCUCAGGCAACGGGAGUGGCUUUCCCUCAACAAGGAACACCACCGGAGGAGUUUUCUCUGACAUCAACCCCCCGACGUUCACCAACAACCACUCCCACCACUGGAGCUCCCACUGCACUCGUGACCAUGGCCGAGUCUGUCGAGGUGCUGGAGGCCAAGGCAGCGCUGCGGCAGUUGCAGGAAGUGUUCUCUGCCUACAAGAAGGAGCGUCUGGAAAGCGAUAAGGCGAUGAACGAGCAGAAUGAAAAGCUGCAGGAGCAGCUCUCUGACCUCCGCUCUCAAAAUGCCAAAACAUCAACUCAGCUAGAGUUUGCAUCAAAGAGGUAUGAGAUGCUGCAGGAUAACGUUGAGGGCUACAGGAAAGAAAUCGCCUCACUUAGAGAGAAAGAACAGAAAACGGCCGCCGCCACACAGAAACUUGAGCAGAGUGUCCACACGCUAAAUGAAGAUCUGAAAGCUGCAAAGGAGAAACUUACCUUGACUGAGGGUCAGGCUGAGAAGCUGCGCAAGGAGAGAGACAUGCUGAAGCUGGUGGAGUCCAGGCUGAACCAGGAGAAAGAGACGUUUGUGAGCCAACAGCAGAACCAGAACCUGCUGCUGACCAAUCUCCAGACCAUACAGGCCACUCUGGAGCGUUCUGAGGCCGACGCACGUCAGCGUCUCAACGGCCAGAUCGAAAAGCAGGAACUGCAAAUCUCCCAGCUUCAGAAGAAGCUGGAGCAGGAAGUGGAACAGCGCCAUCUGUGCAGCAGGAACCAAGAAAUCCAACUAAUGGACGUCAAGAGGCAGCUGGAGACGCAGGUGGCCUUACAUCAGAAAACCAAAGAGCUGCUGAAUGGGGCCGAGUUGGAGCUCAACACCCUGAGGAUGCAGCAAGGCCGCCCCGAGGCACGCCACACCCUGGGCUCUCCACCCACACCCGUCUUCAGAGGCCUGCAGGGUUCAGAUCAAGAGAGGGAGGAGCUCCAGGGCCGCCUGCAGCUGGCUGAAACCCGGGCAGAGGAACUGGCAGAGAGCCUGAGGGCCGCCACCUCCAGCAUGGAGCAGUACAGAGCCAUGGCUCAAAGCUUGGAGGAGUCCCUGGAGACAGAGAAGCAGGUAACGGAGCAGGCUCGCCUGUCAGUGGAGGCUUCUUUGAAGGAAGCUCAGGAGCGACACCGGACGCUGGAAGAGAAACUCCAGGAAGCAGAGAAGGAAAAGCAGGACUUGGAGGAGAGCAAGAGAAAAGACCUGGCAUCUCUAGAGGAGCAGAUUAAUGACCUGAAGAGAAGCCUGAGCGAUGCGCAGACAGAUCACCAGGCUGUGCUGCAGCAGCUGGAAGUAGUUGAAGCCCACAAGCAGCAGGCUCUGCAGGACCAACAGGAGCAG
Molecule: messenger RNA, 3267 nt
Organism: Poecilia latipinna (sailfin molly)
Lineage: Eukaryota; Metazoa; Chordata; Actinopteri; Cyprinodontiformes; Poeciliidae
Product: nucleoprotein TPR-like
Exons: 24
Biological process (GO): mRNA export from nucleus; regulation of mitotic spindle assembly
Cellular component (GO): nuclear pore
Molecular function (GO): structural constituent of nuclear pore
Source: RefSeq, a predicted model, not a curated record